Molecule: messenger RNA, 609 nt
Organism: Trypanosoma rangeli
Lineage: Eukaryota; Euglenozoa; Kinetoplastea; Trypanosomatida; Trypanosomatidae
Exons: 1
Coding region: 1-609 (202 amino acids)
Source: RefSeq, a predicted model, not a curated record
AUGAUAUGGGAGUGGGUCUUUCGCUGGCUGCAUCCUCGCGGUGGCAUAAGGGAGAGGGAUGCACAUGAAGACAUUUUGACGAAUGAGACUUUGAGGAAAUUGCAGCUGGAGCUGAAUCGCCUCGAAAAAGACAUUGAAGCUAUCACAGUGGCCCUCUGUCACUGUGAGGAGGCGCUGUCUUCUCUGUUACACAAAGAGGUGCGGCUGCGGGAGGAAUUUGAGGAAAUUGUUAUGGGGAUGCAUGAUACUGUGUCAGGGGAGUUGGAGGAAACGAUCAACAACGAUACAGACAGCAUUGACUCUGUUCAGCAGUUACUCAAAUACAUCCAGCAGGAUAGGGAGCGGCUACAAGAUCGAGGUUAUCGGCUCCAUGUAAAACUGCAGUAUCUGAAGGCGGAGAAAAAGACUGUUGCCGAAUCAACAAACAUAUUGAUGUCGCGUUUAUUGGGCAACACAGGUGUUCAACAUAUGCUGUUGGCAGACAAUGAAGAUAACGAUGAUGGAGGUUGGAAGCCUGUGAUUCAUUCGCCUCCAGUUAUGGUGCGAUUAGUUGAGGAGUACAGGGAUGAAGAAGGAACGGAAGAUAGGAGGAGUAAACAUGUACCUUGA